GUUCUUAGCGGUGAGCACCGCACCAACAUUCUCCAUACCCACUUGAGAGAGUUUCAGAAACACCAAAUCCAGGGAACAUCUUUCUAUUUUUGCGCCUUCUUCUUCUUCUUCUUCCUUCUUCUCCCUUCCCUGGAUUUUGUUUCUUUCGUCAAAAAAUUUAAAAAUGUUCAUCGACAGUUUUAAGGUUGAAUCCCCCAAUGUUACAUACUCCGAUCAUGAGAUUCAUUCCAUCUACAAUUACGACACUACAGAGCUCCUUCAUGAGAACAGAAAUGGAACUUAUCAGUGGAUUGUCAAACCCAAAUCCGUUCAAUAUGAAUUCAAGACUGAUAUUCGUGUUCCCAAAUUAGGGAUGAUGCUUGUUGGAUGGGGUGGAAAUAAUGGCUGUACUCUCACUGGAGGUAUCAUAGCCAACCGAGAAGGGAUUUCUUGGGCAACCAAGGAUAAAGUUCAACAAGCUAAUUAUUUUGGGUCCUUAACUCAAGCAUCUUCCAUCAGGGUUGGCUCUAUUGAUGGUGAGGAGAUCUAUGCUCCAUUUAAGAGCCUCCUUCCAAUGGUCAAUCCUGAUGAUAUUGUGUUUGGCGGGUGGGACAUAAGUGAUAUGAACUUGGCUGACGCCAUGGCCAGAGCUAAGGUCCUUGAUAUUGAUCUACAAAAGCAAUUGAGACCUUACAUGGAAUCCAUGGUCCCGCUUCCUGGAAUCUUCGAUCCUGAUUUUGUUGCUGCUAAUCAGGGCUCACGAGCCAAUAACGUUAUCAAAGGAACCAAGAAAGAGCAACUUCAGCAAAUUAUUAAAGAUAUCAGGGAAUUUAAGGAGAAGAGUAAGGUGGACAAAAUUGUAGUGCUGUGGACUGCCAACACAGAGAGGUAUAGUAAUGUGAUUGUGGGGCUAAAUGACACAAUGGAAAAUCUUCUGGCUUCUGUGGACAAAAACGAGUCGGAGAUAUCUCCUUCUACACUGUAUGCAAUUGCUUGUGUCCUUGAAAAUGUCCCUUUCAUCAAUGGUAGCCCACAGAACACUUUUGUCCCAGGGUUGAUUGACUUGGCCAUUCAUAGAAAUAGUUUGAUUGGUGGGGAUGAUUUUAAGAGUGGUCAAACCAAGAUGAAAUCUGUUCUGGUAGACUUUCUUGUUGGUGCUGGUAUUAAGCCAACAUCAAUAGUGAGUUACAACCAUCUGGGAAACAAUGAUGGAAUGAACCUCUCAGCUCCUCAAACCUUCAGAUCCAAGGAGAUCUCAAAGAGUAAUGUUGUCGAUGACAUGGUCUCUAGUAAUGGCAUUCUCUAUGAGCCUGGCGAGCAUCCUGACCAUGUGGUGGUCAUCAAGUAUGUUCCUUACGUGGGGGACAGUAAGAGGGCCAUGGAUGAGUACACUUCGGAGAUAUUCAUGGGUGGGAAAAGCACCAUAGUGUUGCACAACACAUGUGAGGACUCUCUCUUGGCCGCUCCAAUCAUACUUGAUUUGGUUCUUCUUGCUGAACUCAGCACUCGCAUUCAGUUCAAGGCUGAAGGAGAGGGAAAAUUCCACUCUUUCCACCCUGUGGCCACCAUCCUCAGUUACCUUACAAAGGCUCCUCUUGUACCACCAGGCACGCCUGUGGUGAACGCUUUAUCGAAGCAGCGUGCGAUGCUGGAGAAUAUAAUGAGAGCUUGUGUUGGGUUGGCACCUGAGAACAACAUGAUUUUGGAAUACAAGUGAAGUCUAAAAGCGUUUGAGUUUGAUAGAAUUUGGUUUUCUAUAAGUUUGUGAAAAUAUGCAAUUAGUUUCUGUUUGCUCCUUUUUCCUCUUUUUCUUUUCUUUAAGCCCUCUUUUUGUAUUCAUGGCUUGGGGAAGCUGCUUAAUCUUGUCAAGCUAUGUUUGUAAUGGAAUUAUAUAUAUUAAAAUAAAUUAGAUUUUAAUGUUUUUGGUAAA
This is a messenger RNA of Benincasa hispida (wax gourd), 1909 nucleotides long. Its product is annotated as inositol-3-phosphate synthase 1-like. NCBI's taxonomy places the organism in Eukaryota, Viridiplantae, Streptophyta, Magnoliopsida, Cucurbitales, Cucurbitaceae. Gene Ontology annotation, biological process: inositol biosynthetic process; phospholipid biosynthetic process. Gene Ontology annotation, molecular function: inositol-3-phosphate synthase activity. The record is from RefSeq and is a predicted model, not a curated record.